CGCAGUCAUGGUCUGGAAGAACCUGGGCGCUGGCAACUUCUCCAGCUGCCCCAAUGGCUCCCGCCAGUGGAUAUGGGAUGUGUUUGGUGAAUGUGCCCAGGACGCCUGGGACGAGGCCAGCGUGGGCCUGGGCUUGAUCUCCAUUUUCUGCUUUGCUGCAUCCACUUUCCCCCAGUUCAUCAAGGCCUACAAGACGGGCAACAUGGACCAGGCCCUGUCCCUGUGGUUCCUCCUGGGCUGGAUUGGAGGAGACUCCUGCAACCUCAUCGGCUCCUUCCUUGCUGACCAGCUGCCUCUGCAGACCUACACGGCUGUGUAUUACGUCUUGGCAGACCUGCUGAUGCUGACGCUGUACUUCUACUACAAGUUCAAGAAACGUCCCUCUCUGUUGUCUGCCCCCAUCAAUUCCGUGCUCUUGCUUAUCAUGGGGACGGUGUGUACUGCACCAAUACUGCGCAGCGCUGGGCCUGUGGCUGCCCCUGUGGCUGCCCCCAGGGAAGUCUUCCGGGGCCGGAUGCUGCUGUCUGUGGAUCCGGGCAAUAAGCCCUUCACGCAGCAGGAAAUCAUUGGCUUCGUCAUUGGCUCCGUCUCCAGCGUGUUGUACCUGCUUUCCCGGCUGCCUCAGAUCCGCACCAACUUCCUCCGGAAGUCCACCCAGGGGAUCUCCUACUCGCUGUUUGCCUUGGUGAUGCUGGGGAACACGUUGUACGGGCUGAGUGUGCUGCUCAAAAACCCCGAGGUGGGCCAGAGCGAGGGCAGCUACCUGCUGCACCACCUGCCCUGGCUCGUGGGCAGCCUGGGCGUGCUGCUGCUCGACACCAUCAUCUCUGUCCAGUUCCUGGUGUACAGGCACAGCGCCGCCUCAGAGCUCGAGCCCCUCCUCCCCAGCUGACCAGUGUCGAGCCCAGGACGACAGAGACCUCCCGAUGUCGCACCCAGGAAGCGAGAGGUGUGGCAGUGACGGUGCUGCUGCCCCAGAUGAGCCCACAGGAGGCCU
Molecule: messenger RNA, 997 nt
Organism: Carlito syrichta (Philippine tarsier)
Lineage: Eukaryota; Metazoa; Chordata; Mammalia; Primates; Tarsiidae
Gene: SLC66A1
Product: PQ loop repeat containing 2
Exons: 7
Coding region: 8-892 (294 amino acids)
Source: RefSeq, a predicted model, not a curated record